Sphaeramia orbicularis (orbiculate cardinalfish) is the source of this 2046-nucleotide messenger RNA. It is a transcript of the gene dipk1aa, whose product is annotated as divergent protein kinase domain 1Aa. The coding region runs from base 318 to 1604 and encodes 428 amino acids. The record is from RefSeq and is a predicted model, not a curated record. The transcript is spliced from 6 exons. NCBI's taxonomy places the organism in Eukaryota, Metazoa, Chordata, Actinopteri, Kurtiformes, Apogonidae.
CAAACUUCAAAUCAGUAAAUGUUAGCGGGACAAAUUGCGCCUGCGCACUGGACCUUUUUUUUCUGCUUGAGGUAUGUUGCUCAGCUUGAAAACGAGCAGCUGCUGCAAAGAGCGGAGACGCAAAGUGGACUCCGAGAGCGAUCUACACGACGAACUGACAGUCACGGGCCGUGGAUCGAAGUGUCACUGAAAUCGGACGAUAUGCGCCUUUCUGUGCGUGUUUCGUGAACGAGCCGCUUCCCACGGAGGAUUUCUCUCGUGUAUUUUGGAUGAUCUCCCACAGCCAGGUCCACGUAUUGAGAUGAUCUAUUUCUGUGAUGGCGAAGGGUCUGUUUCCACGGGCCUGGGUGAAAAAGUCAUUCUACUUCCAGGCUCGGAUCUCCUUCGUUCGGGUGAAGUACCUGUUCCUCACGUGGCUGACUGUGCUGGUGGGGAGCUGGGUGCUUUAUGUUCAAUACUCGGCCUACACAGAGCUGUGCAGAGGACACGAAUGCAAAAAUGCCAUUUGUGAUAAAUACCGGAGGGGGAUCAUCGACGGCUCUGCCUGCAGUGGUCUGUGUGACAAACAAACACUCUACAUGGGACGGUGUCUGUCAACCCUGCCCAACAACCAGGUUUACACAGGAAGCUGGGGGGACCACGAUGGCAUCAUCCGGUGUAAGUUGGGGGAAGUCAUGCACUAUGAGCUGGGAGAGGAGCCUGAACCACGGAGGGAGGCCCCCGUGUUCGACAAACCCACCAGAGGAACAUCGGUGGAGAAGUUCAGAGAGAUGGUCUUCAAUCACCUCAAGUCUAAACUCGGAGAGCAGGCGAACCUCGCCAGCCUUGUCAACCAGAUCCUCUCUGUUGCCGAUGGCAACAAAGAUGGACGGGUGUCACUGCCAGAGGCCCGCUCGAUGUGGGCCCUCCUCCAGAUGGACGAGGUGCUUCUGGGUUUGCUGCUCCAGGACCGUGGACACACUCCUCGCCUCCUCGGCUACUGUGGGGACCUCUACAUGACAGAGCGAGUCCCCUACGGGCCCCUGUAUGGUCUGUCCCUUCCCUGGCCCCUGGUGUCCUGGGUGCCUAAUGGUGUUCAGCGCACUAUGGACCAGUGGUUCACCCCGUCUUGGCCCCGCAAAGCCAAGAUCUCCAUGGGCCUGCUGGAGCUGGUGGAGGACAUCUUCCAUGGCACCUACGGGAGUUUUCUGAUCUGCGACGUCGCCGCAGCACACUUCGGUUACACCGACCGCUACGAGCUGCGUCUUACUAACACUCGCGCCGUCGUUCCUGAGGAGGAGUUUCGACGCAGCAUGCGGGCGCUGAAGUGUGAGACGGAUGCUGAUUGUGUGUACGGGGUGGACUGCCAGACGUCCUGCGAUGUGUCUGGAAGACGGUGCAGGGAGGAGCCGCUCCAGCCGAAUUUGGCGAAGGCGUGCAGCACACUGAAGGACUACCUCCUGCGUGGGGCGCCGUCGGCACUUAGAGAGGAGCUGGAGAGGCAGCUGUACGCCUGUAUGGCUCUCAAAGGAAAUGCUGGACAAAUGAAUAUGGAGCACUCGCUCAUUCUCAACAACCUGAAAGCUCUGCUGUGGAAGCAGAUUUCGCACACCAAGGACUCGUGACGAGGAGAGGAGCUCCUGAAUUCGAGGCAUUCACUUCUUUACAUUGAACUGAGAGUUAAACGCUGUGAUAGGAAACAAGAAUAGCAACUUAAAGGUUCAAUGUACAAGGCUUAAGUGUGCUCAUGGGCUUACGUCAGGUUUGUGUUGGAGUCUGAUGAGACAAUUCAGAAACAAGUCCCCUGUAAAAGGGUUCUAUGGAGUACUGACAUUCCACACCAGGGGUCUCAAACAUGCAGCCCGCCAAAGGUUCCAAUCCAGCCUGUGGGAUGAAUUUGCAAAGUGCAAAAAUUCCACAGUCCAGGCUGUCGAACUCAUUUUAGUUCGGGUUCCACAUACAGACCAAUAUGAUCUACAGUCAAAUAAUAACAGCAGAAUAACGUACAAAAAAAGACUAUGUUCUUCUUGGUAGAUGUGAAAAAAAUAAUAUUACACUAUGCCUAUA